Messenger RNA from Serpula lacrymans var. lacrymans S7.9, 189 nucleotides. RefSeq lists its product as uncharacterized. The transcript has a single exon. The coding region runs from base 1 to 189 and encodes 62 amino acids. The record is from RefSeq and is a predicted model, not a curated record. Lineage: Eukaryota; Fungi; Basidiomycota; Agaricomycetes; Boletales; Serpulaceae.
AUGACUGGUGAUGUUAAUGUAAAGGUGAAAGGGAUUGUUGGCUCUUUGCAGACCUUUGACAGUGGCCGUUGGAAUUUAGCCGUGCUCGGCACAUUUAUACUGAAAGACCUGAUAGGUGAUGCGGCUGAUGAUAAUAAUCCCAAAACCUUGCUGGGGCGUAUGGCGUGGGUGUACGAGAUCGAUCUGUGA